Molecule: messenger RNA, 1515 nt
Organism: Alternaria alternata
Lineage: Eukaryota; Fungi; Ascomycota; Dothideomycetes; Pleosporales; Pleosporaceae
Product: carbohydrate phosphatase
Exons: 1
Coding region: 285-1427 (380 amino acids)
Biological process (GO): sulfate assimilation
Molecular function (GO): 3'(2'),5'-bisphosphate nucleotidase activity
Source: RefSeq, a predicted model, not a curated record
CCACGAAUGACUCUUGCGUAAUCUGCGCCCCUGUGGAAGACUCAAGGCAUCUCAGUGACAUUGUGGUGUUGUUGACAUCGUCGAGCUUCAUAUUUUGCAGCGAUAGUACUGCGCACACAACGCGCGUUGAGCGCUCCUCUAGUCUCGCUUACUAUGCACUUGCUAGUAGCUUGCCAAAUACUUAAUCACCUCAUCUAAACUAAUACUCUGCAUUAACCAUCAACAGAGAGCGACAAUACGCCGUACAUCACGCAAUCGUAACCUAAAAUCACACGGUAUCUGCCAUGGCCUACUCCGCCGAACUUCGCCUCGCCUUGCGCGCCGUACACCGGGCGUCUCUGCUCACCAAAUCCGUUCUCCGCAGUCUCUCCAACAACGUGUCUGCGGAGACCAAAGCAGACGACAGUCCCGUUACAAUCGCGGAUUUCGCCGCUCAAGCUCUCCUAAUCUCCGCUUUGCAUGCUGCCUACCCUACAGAUGCGUUUUUGGGCGAGGAGAGCGCUGAUGCAUUGCGUCAGAACGAGGCACUGGCUGACCGCGUUUGGCAGCUUGUGCAACAGGCGAGGAGCGAGUUUCAUGUAGGCGGCACCGAGAGUGGUAAAGGAGACGGAAACUCGGUACAGGUUGAGGAGCUGGCUUCUCCGAAGAGUAAAGAAGAGAUGUUUGAGCUUAUUGAUCGGGGAGGUAAAGGAGAAAUCACCAGAAGAGGCCGAGUAUGGGUCAUGGAUCCCGUGGAUGGCACAGCGACGUUCAUGCAAGGCCAACAGUACGCCGUUUGCCUUUGCCUGCUCGUUGAUGGCGUGCAACAAGUUGGAGUGAUUGCUUGCCCCAACCUCGCAUUUCCUAUUCAAGAAACUCUCGGCCAAACUUCAAUCCACGAAGAUCGUGUCGACACGGAUGGCUUUGGCGUAGUACUAUCUGCCGUCAAAGGACAAGGCACCUUUAUCCGCUCUAUGAACGCUUCUGCUUCUGCGGGACUAGGAGAACCCCGGCACGUAGAUUUGACCACUCUACCUCAAAAGAAGCCUUCCGAGCUAAAUUUUGUCGAAGCAACACUAGGCAAAACAUCGCUGUCGCAACCUGAGCACAACGCUGUUGCUACGUCACUUGGUGCCCAAUGGCCAGGCACGAUUCUUUGGUCUCAGCAAAUGAAAUACGUGGCUCUUACCCUUGGUGCUACAGAUGUCAUGGUGCGCAUCCCUAAGACCCUGGACCGCUUUACUUAUGUUUGGGAUCACGCUGGUGGCCAUCUCCUUUUCCAAGAAGCAGGCGGAGUUAUUAGCGACUUCAAGGGUGAACAAAUUGACUUUGCAAACGGACGGAAGAUCAAGGGAGAGCGGAACUGGGGUAUGAUUGCCUGUAUGCCUGGAUUGUUUGAAGAGGUUGGAAAGGCGGUAAUGGAGGUACUGAAAAAGAGAGAUAGCUAAGCGAACGAAGUGUGGGGCGACGACUUCGACGUCGACAUGCUGGUUGCGUAGUUAUUCGGACAUUAUCAUAUCAUGUCCGCAGCAUAUC